Molecule: messenger RNA, 1020 nt
Organism: Penicillium waksmanii
Lineage: Eukaryota; Fungi; Ascomycota; Eurotiomycetes; Eurotiales; Aspergillaceae
Product: alpha/beta fold hydrolase
Exons: 2
Coding region: 1-1020 (339 amino acids)
Molecular function (GO): catalytic activity
Source: RefSeq, a predicted model, not a curated record
AUGGCAGCGAUCGCAUUUCGCAAAUACGCAAAAACCCUCACCCUCUCAACAAACCACACCUACAGCUACAUCCUUGUCCCACCGCGAACCCCGACAAAAUCAACAAUCCUAUUCCUCCACGGCUUCCCAUCAUCCAGCUAUGACUGGCGACACCAAAUAAACUUCUUCGCCGCCACUGGACACGGUGUCCUAGUUCCAGAUCUACUCGGCUACGGCGGGACUAGCAAACCAUCCUCUGCGACCGAGUAUAGGGCCAAGGGUAUGGCGGCGGAAAUAAUCGAGAUCCUAGAUUAUGAAGGCAUGCUUGACGGUGUUCAUGCAGUCUCGCAUGAUAUGGGUAGUAUUUUGCUUUCGCGAUUGGUCAAUUACUUCCCGGAUAGAUUGCUCUCGACGACGUUUCUGGUUGUGCCGUAUUCGAAACCUGGGGAGCGGUUUGAUCUUGAGGCUGUUAAUGGUAUGACUAAACAACUUCUGGGAAAGGAGAGGUUUGGGUAUAUUGGGUUUUUUGUUUGCGAUUAUGCUGGUGCAUUGCUUGAUGAAUAUAGCGACUCCUUCUUCAGCCUCUUUUAUCCAAAAGAUCAUAAUAUCUGGAACGAUCAUAUGGGUCCGUCUGGCGCGAUGGAGACGUGGCUACGGGCAGAUCGUCAUGCAGAACUAGCGCCGUAUAUAACGGAGGAAGAACGGAGCGUUCAUCAGCAGAUCAUGGUUGGAUACCACACAUCCGCGCUAAACUGGUAUCGAGUAUUGGUUGGGAACUUGAAUGUCCAGGACGAACUUGAGGCUGGCUUGCCUGUCAAAAUACCAUGUCCUACUUUGAUGGUCCUGCCACCUGCCCUCGCCGGUCAAUUUGCGGGGAGUUUGACAGAGUCAAGUGAGAUUGCGGAUGAUUUGACGAUCAAGAGUGUCAGUACUUCUGGUCACUGGGUGCAAAUAGAAGCUAGGGAUGAGGUUAAUUCUAUGUUACUGGAUUUCUUCGAGAGGGUAGAUAGUGGAGUUCCAGUGGGACCAUCGGCAGCAUAG